ACUUCCUUUUUAUCGGUACGACGAACCGUGAGGUGUGUAAUGUUCGUUUACAUCGUGAAUUAAAUCUUUAGAUAUCGCGAAUUUGGACCUUUCAUCGCUGCAUUCGUAUCACAUUUGUAAUUGCCGAGCAACGCGAUCUCCACUCCAUACAUUGUCAAGAUGGUGAAGAUUAUGAAGACUGGAAAAGUCGUACUGGUCCUCAGUGGCCGGUACGCGGGAAGAAAAGCCAUCGUUAUGCGCAACUAUGAUGAUGGAACUGCAGAAAAACAGUAUGGACAUGCUAUGGUUGCAGGCAUCGAUCGGUAUCCCCGCAAAGUCCACAAAAGAAUGGGAAAGGCAAAGUUGCAUAAACGCUCUAAAAUCAAACCUUUUGUUAAGAUUCUAAAUUAUAACCAUUUGAUGCCAACGAGAUACACAGUAGAUUUACAAUUGGAUAAAGUAGCGCCUAAAGAUCUUAAGGACCCAAUGAAGCGCAAGAAAGUUCGUUUCCAGACACGUGUCAAAUUUGAGGAGAGGUAUAAAAACGGUAAGAACAAGUGGUUCUUCCAGAAGUUAAGAUUCUAAUUGUUUUUAAAUAAAAGUCUGAUAUACAGAUGUAAAAAAAAUGAAUACAAUUUUUUCCAUCACAUAAUCCUAAAGAAUAUAUAAAACGUUUAUAUUUUUAA
This is a messenger RNA of Cataglyphis hispanica, 665 nucleotides long. RefSeq names its product 60S ribosomal protein L27 (gene RpL27). The record is from RefSeq and is a predicted model, not a curated record. Bases 160 to 564 code for a protein of 134 amino acids. Lineage: Eukaryota; Metazoa; Arthropoda; Insecta; Hymenoptera; Formicidae. Gene Ontology annotation, molecular function: structural constituent of ribosome. Gene Ontology annotation, biological process: translation. The transcript is spliced from 4 exons. Gene Ontology annotation, cellular component: cytosolic large ribosomal subunit; ribosome.